UGAUCUCCAUUGUCUGUGUUUGUUCUCUGUGCAGAGAGCCCCCCCUCUCCCGGGGAUCUCCACUGUGAUGAGGACAGAUUCCACCCAGAGCCGAGGAUGGAGAGCAUUCUGUGGGUUUAAUCCUCCCCUUCAGUCUUGCACAGGUGUACCGGCUCCUCCCCUCCAGUCUUGCACAGGUGUACCGGCUCCUCCCCUUCAGUCUUGCACAGGUGUACAUGCUCCUCCCCUUCAGGCUUGCACAGGUGUACAGGCUCCUCCCCUUCAGUCUUGCACAGGUGUACCGGCUCCUCCCCUUCAGUGUACUGGCUCCUCCCCUUCAGUCUUGCACAGGUGUACCGGCUCCUCCCCUUCAGUCUUGCACAGGUGUACCGGCUCCUCCCCUUCAGUCUUGCACAGGUGUACUGGCUCCUCCUCUUCAGUCUUGCACAGGUGUAUCGGCUCCUCCCCUUCAGUCUUGCACAGGUGUACCGGCUCCUCCCCU
Messenger RNA from Staurois parvus, 481 nucleotides. NCBI's taxonomy places the organism in Eukaryota, Metazoa, Chordata, Amphibia, Anura, Ranidae. The record is from the annotation of a GenBank genome assembly.